UGGUUUCUGCCAAGAUGAACAACAUUAGAAAGGUCACGGGUUGUGGCUGACAACACUUGCCUAUCUGAGACCUUUACAGGUCAUGGAUGACAAAGUGACAAUAUAUAAGAAGAGGAAGAACAAGCGAAAGAGGAAAUAAUGGCAGCAGUCUCCUAUUAUCUCUCGCUUUCUGUCGUUGCGUAUCUCUGCAUCUUCUCAGUCUCUUCACUGUCAGAUCAUGAAAGCUUCCUCCGUUGCUUCUCCUCCCACGUUUCGCCCACCACCAACUUGUCUCAGCUCCUCUACCUCCCUAACAGCCCCGACUACUCCUCCCUCCUCUUUUCCUCCAUCCAAAACCUCCGGUUCGCAUCCUCUGAAACGCCAAAGCCCCUCCUCAUCGUCGCACCGGCCGACGAGUUCCAAGUCCAAGCAUCGGUCAUAUGCUGCAGGAGUCACGGGCUGCCGAUCCGAGCCCGGAGCGGGGGCCACGACUACGAAGGGUUGUCCUACCGAUCCGAGAAGGCCAGCAGCUUCGUGUUGCUCGAUCUAGAGAAGCUCCGUUCGGUGACCGUCGACGUCGAGCAUGGCGUGGCAUGGGUGGAGGCAGGUGCUACUCUCGGCGAACUGUACUACAAGGUUGCAGAGAAGAGCGGGCGUCUUGGGUUUCCGGCUGGUGUCUGCCCGACGGUCGCCGUCGGUGGCCACCUAAGCGGGGGCGGCUUCGGUCCUUUGUCGCGGAAGUAUGGCCUCGCAGCUGACAACAUUCUGGACUCCAAGAUGGUGGAUGCUGACGGCAGGAUCUUGGACAAGGAGUCCAUGGGCGAGAACCUCUUCUGGGCCAUAAGAGGCGGCGGAGGAGCCAGCUUUGGCAUCAUCAUCUCUUGGAAGGUGAAGCUCGUCCACGUUCCUGCCACUGUGAGCGUGUUCACCGUUCGCCGAACGAUGGAGCAGGGAGCGAUAGAGCUCGUUCACCGAUGGCAGAACACUGCUCACAAGCUCCACGAGGAUCUACUCCUCAGGGUUGACAUCGUCCACGUGAACAGAGGAGAUCGGAGGGUGGUGGAGGCGGCGUUCAAGUCCUUGUUUCUCGGGCACUGCGAUGGGCUGCUCCGACACAUGGGCGAGCACUUCCCGGCGCUGGGCGUGGAGAGGAAUGACUGCAGAGAGAUGAGCUGGAUCGACUCGGCAGUCUACGCCGCCGGCUACACGAACGGAGAACUUGCAGAGAUUCUGGUGAACAGGGAGCUGCAGCCGAAGGACUUCAACAAAGGCAAGUCCGACUACGUCACGGAGCCCAUCCCGGUGAGUGGAUGGGAAGCCAUUUGGGCGAGGCUCUCCGAGGAGGGAGCUACGGGUUCCAUGCACAUGGAUCCUUGGGGAGGGAGGAUGAGUGAGAUCUCGGAGUCGGACAUCCCAUUCCCACACAGGAAGGGGAAUCUCUUCAUCAUCCUCUACCUCUCAACAUGGAGAGAUGAAGGCGUCGCAGCGUCAACCAAGCAUCUGGGCUGGAUCAGGAGCAUGUUCCGCUUCAUGACUCCGUACGUCUCCAAACGCCCUCGAGCUGCGUAUCUCAACUACAGGGACCUCGACUUGGGAAGAAACGAGGAGGGCAAUGCGAGCUACCGGAAGGCCAUGGCGUGGGGUGAGAGGUACUUCAAGAACAACUUCCGAAGGCUGGCUAUGGUGAAGGGCGAGGUGGAUCCCCAUAACUUCUUCAGCAACGAGCAGAGCGUGCCGCCUCUUCUCGCUGAGACCGGCGAGAGGCCACAGAAGAUCUGCUCCACAAGCAUGUCGAUUUCAGAUCAGAGGUCACCAAUCAAGCACAUGCUGUGAUCUCGUCGUCGCCAAGCAAAUCUUGGUAUCUGUAAGGCCACAUUUUGGAAGCAAUCUUAAUGUUUUGUUUGAAGGAGAUAAAGACCACUAAAAAAUUCUUAAUUUUAAGCUUAUUUUUUAAUCUUAAAUUCCUAUCUUGUC
Molecule: messenger RNA, 1953 nt
Organism: Musa acuminata AAA Group (dessert banana)
Lineage: Eukaryota; Viridiplantae; Streptophyta; Magnoliopsida; Zingiberales; Musaceae
Product: tetrahydroberberine oxidase-like
Exons: 1
Coding region: 139-1812 (557 amino acids)
Molecular function (GO): FAD binding; oxidoreductase activity
Source: RefSeq, a predicted model, not a curated record